Messenger RNA from Serpula lacrymans var. lacrymans S7.9, 386 nucleotides. RefSeq lists its product as uncharacterized. The record is from RefSeq and is a predicted model, not a curated record. The transcript is spliced from 2 exons. The coding region runs from base 173 to 349 and encodes 58 amino acids. NCBI's taxonomy places the organism in Eukaryota, Fungi, Basidiomycota, Agaricomycetes, Boletales, Serpulaceae.
AGCAUACUACGAGAGGAAGGAGCAUGCACCGGAUAGAGGAAACAGCUGAUAAGCUAUUCCAAUAAUAAGGUAUGAAUUCCCAUGGAGUAUCAGAUGCACAUGCGCGAAAUCUGUAUAUAUAACACACACCAUCAGAACACCCGCGGACCGAAGAUACCUCUGUUGCCUUGACAUGGAAGUUGAUGCAGAAGUAGAAUUCGGAUAUAUGGGUUGUCGAGACUUUAUGGACAUUCCCGACAGAGGUUCUUUUUUGGCGGAGCAAGAUUCUGUCAGAUUCUGUCAUUUGCGGGUGAUGAGCACACGCGAUCCGCACGAGAGCAACAUAGUUGCGAUCUUUGCAUUGACUUGAAGGCAUGUUCGAGGAUGUGUAUCUGUGAAUCAACCUU